Ylistrum balloti is the source of this 2412-nucleotide messenger RNA. RefSeq lists its product as uncharacterized. The transcript has 9 exons. Gene Ontology annotation, molecular function: protein binding; ADP binding. The record is from RefSeq and is a predicted model, not a curated record. The coding region runs from base 1 to 2412 and encodes 803 amino acids. NCBI's taxonomy places the organism in Eukaryota, Metazoa, Mollusca, Bivalvia, Pectinida, Pectinidae.
AUGUCGGAUUCCAUAAGUCAUCCUUUUGUGGGAAGAGAGGAAUUCCUAUUGCUCUUCGAGGAAGCCUGGGAUGAUCAUAAAUUUAUGGGAAUAUUUGGUUUGAAAUCCGUAGGAAAGAGCAGGACAGCACUAGAGCUAACCAGACGUUUUCAGGAAAGGACUAUGAACACAUCAAAGGUAAUUGUUCGGCAGCUUCCAAAGGUCAGGCCCAUGUUUCAUCUGUAUCGGCGGGUUCUUAGCGAGCUAAAGAUGUACGACAGUUUGAGGGGAAAUAUGAAUCAGGCAGCCUCUUUGAUUGCAGAGUUUAUUCGUGACCUUGACCAUGAAAUGGUUAUGAUAAUUGAUAAUUGUGAGAAAGUCAUCGAGAGUGACGAAUACGCGGCUUUUAUCAACUUCAUCUUGACGCUUACCCAGAAGUCAGUUCAUUUACAUAUCAUUGUAACAUCUUAUGUAGAUAUACCGGAAGCGGAACGUCAUCUUGGAUUCUUUCGGGAUCUUUCACCUUUCAACAAGGACGAAUCGUUUAUUUUCCUUUAUCACAUCGUCCCAGAGGAGAGUGCUGCAAAUUUGAGGAAAAUGGCCGCUCUGUGUGAAGGUCUUCCGCUCGCUCUACAAAUGAUAGGUACACAACUAGGCGAUUACACUGCGGAUGAGAUGAUUAUGCUGCUGACAGCCUCUAGAAUAGAGUAUCUCAGUAAUGAGUUUUAUCCAGCAGACGAGAAACCUGGCUAUGUAUUUACUAAGCUGAUCAACCAGUUAUCUGCCCUUUUUCAACAACGACUCGCAGCCUUGGAAUAUAUUCCAGCUUCAUUUCAGUUAGAACAAGCUCGUGGAAUGAUAUAUAAUAUUACGACAGCAGAAGAUUCAUCACUACCUUUGAAUCUCCGACGGCAAGACCUCAACAAUACUUUGGACUACCUACAAGGACAUCAUAUCCUCAGUUUUGACCAAUCAGCAGGGCGAUACAACAUAUAUGGCAUACUGAAAGAUUGCAUUCGACUAUCUAAUAUCAUUUGUGAUAAGAAAAAGGUGCGAGAUCGAUACUGUCGUGUAUUUGGCAAUGUGCUCAAGAACAUCAGCUCCAAACUCGACACAACAGAGUACACACAAGCACUUGAACAACUCAGUCAUGACUUUCCAAAUCUACAGAAGCUUCUCAGUGAUGUAGAAUACAGUACUGGUGAUACAUACCACGUGUUUGUGGAUCUCGUGACGUCAUCUACGCAACUUCUGCACAACUAUAUGGGAGAGGAGAGUGUCUCAUUUUACAGAAAAUGUUUGGAGAUAACCCCACAGUUUGGCAAACCAGAGGACGAGGCUAUACUCAGAGGUGGAUUCGGCAAAAUGCUGACAGUAGAAAGGGCAAAGUUUAUUGAGGCGGAGAGCAACUACAGAACAAGUCUAGCACUUCUGGGCGACAGCGAUCUCAGUCCAACACACGUGACUAUCUACUCAAACCUUGGGGAAAACCUUAACCAUCAGUCUCGGAAGGCUGAGGCGCUGGAAGCUCUACAAGUAUCCCUUCAUAUAGCUGACCAACUCGGUAUGUACGAUGAGGACCCAAUCCUGGACACUCUGAUUAACCUUGGCAGGGUGUACGGACUGGCAGAACUCCGCGAGGAAGGAGAGAGUUGUUUGCACAAAGCUUUAAGCAGAAGUAUCAGAAGAUUUGGGACAAAGUUUAAUAGAAUAUCCUCAAAGUGUUACAACAGUUUGGGCUCAUUAAAACAAACAAAUCAAGACUAUGACACGGCACUUGAAUAUUUCUCAGAGGCACUCGACAUCAGAACGAGGCUAAAAGAGGGUGUGCAAGCCAUUGUCGCAUCUCUUAACAACGUGGCACUACAGAAAUCUGCACAUGGAGACAAUAAAAUUGCCAUGGAGAUGCUCUACCAAGCAGAAUUGACGCUGGCAAGGACCCCGGGGGUUCAUGGGAUAGGCCGUCUGGCGACUUUAGAAAACUUAGGUCGGAUGAACCAUCGAAUUCGAAAUUACAAUACUGCUAUUCCCUACUUCCUUGAGGUUCUGAAAAUACGUGAUGUCGAAACUCCCAGAAACGUAAACGUCAUGGAAAUGUUGGAACUACUGGCAGGGUCGUAUGUGAUGCAGGGACGGUACAGAGAGUCUGUAGACGUAUGGGAGAAGGCUAUAGGUAUAACGCAGGUAGUUCAAUCGGCUAUCCCAGGGUACCAGCUUCCAUUGUAUUGUUACCUUAGUUAUAUGGAAGUAUUGGUAAAGAUCCAGGAAAUCGACAGAAUAAAGGAAAUCAGCAAGGAGGCUAAAAGAGAAUAUGAACGAUUAAUUUCCUUACAUGAAGGAAACAAUCGGACAGACUUAGUGAAUCGGUUUAGUUCGCGAUUCCGUGCCACAAGAAAGAGCGUCAUGAGCAGCACUGGCUUUGAUAUUGGGUGA